Molecule: messenger RNA, 423 nt
Organism: Daphnia magna
Lineage: Eukaryota; Metazoa; Arthropoda; Branchiopoda; Diplostraca; Daphniidae
Exons: 1
Coding region: 1-423 (140 amino acids)
Source: RefSeq, a predicted model, not a curated record
AUGAUACUGCUGCAAGGGCUGCUGGGCAAGACCCAAUUGGAAGAUAAACUGAAAUAUCAUGAGAUAUUCCAGCAAUAUAUCAGAGACGGAUUUAUUGAAGAAGCCGACUUAGAAUUCACCGGUAACUGCACCUACUUGCCUCACCGCCCAGUGAUUAAAGUAGGCGCGGAGACAACGAAAAUUCGGCCGGUGUUCGAUGGAUCAGCCCACAUGAAGGACAGACCUAGCAUCAAUGAUGCUUUGGAAAUAGGGCCAAAUCUAAACCCGGAAGUAUUAGCAGUCUUGUUGCGGUUGCGACAGAAUCGGAUAGCCUGGACUGCCGAUAUCACUCAGGCGUUUCUCCAAGUGGAGAUCCGCCCGGAGCACGGGCAGUUGAUCAGGUUCAUUUGGAUCGAUGACCCUAGGAAAGCACAGCCAGACUGA